UAGAAUACGAAGAGCCUACCCACCCUUCUCAAGCUCCCGUCCCUCUUUCGCUUCAUCAUCACUCUCAUUAUAUUCCUUGUUAUUUUAUUCAUAUUUUUCAAUAAUUUCCUUCAAUUCAAUCAAUUUGAAUACAAAGCCCUCCCAAUCCCCACUCAAAUUGAACCAGAUUGUAGGGUUUCUCUGUUACUGUGAAAACCCUAAGAAAAAAAGCUCCCAUUUUUGUCUCACUCCAUUGGUCAAGCUAAAGGUUGCACUUUGCUGAAGAUCCACCGGAGCCCACUUCUCUCAAGGGGAUGAGACCAUGAUAGACUGUAUGAAAAUCUGUCUCUUUGAGGAAAACAAACUUGUCAGGCUUGGGAAUUGAGAGAAUUCACUUGAGGUUGAUCUGAAACUAUUUCAAAGUUUGACAUGGAUAACGAGGUGAUUGAAUUUGAUAUUGGGUUGGGAGGAGGGGGAGGUCGAGACGGCGAUGAUGAUUUUGUAGACAUUGAGCACCCUGUCGAUGAUGAGGAAAUGGUUGAUAGUCCUCUUAUGAGCAGUGCCACUGGAAGUGCCAGUGGUAUUGUUGUUUUUGGUGGUGGAGGGAGUGGUGAAAUUUACCUUCCUGAGGGGGACCUCUUGGACCUUGAGCCUUAUGAAGGCAUGGAAUUUGAGUCCGAAGAGGCUGCCAAGGCCUUUUACAAUUCGUAUGCUCGGCGUGUUGGGUUUAGUACUCGUGUCAGCUCUUCGCGUCGUUCCAGGCGUGAUGGAGCAAUCAUACAGAGGCAAUUUGUUUGUGCUAAAGAGGGUUUCCGGAAUUUGAAUGAGAAGCGCACCAAGGAUAGGGAGAUCAAGCGCCCACGUACUAUCACCAGAGUAGGAUGCAAAGCAUCCUUGUCUGUAAAGAUGCAAGAUUCAGGGAAGUGGGUUGUGUCUGGUUUUGUUAAAGAGCAUAAUCAUGAGUUGGUUCCACCUGAUCAGGUGCAUUGUCUUCGUUCGCACAGGCAAAUAUCAGGCCCUGCUAAGACCUUGAUUGAUACCCUGCAGGCAGCUGGCAUGGGUCCCCGGAGGAUUAUGUCAGCACUGAUUAAGGAAUAUGGUGGAAUAAGCAAAGUCGGAUUUACAGAGGUGGACUGUAGAAAUUACAUGAGGAAUAAUCGCCAGAGAAGCUUAGAUGGGGACAUUCAGAUGCUUUUGGAUUACUUGAGACAAAUGCAAGCUGAUAACCAAAAUUUUUUCUAUGCUGUGCAGGGGGAUGAGGAUCAGUCCAUGGGCAAUGUCAUCUGGGCUGAUCCAAAGGCAAGGAUGAACUAUAGUUACUUUGGUGAUACUGUUACUUUUGACACUACCUACAGGUCAAACAGGUACCGUUUGCCCUUUGCACCUUUCACAGGGGUAAACCAUCACGGACAGCCUGUGUUAUUCGGUUGUGCCUUCCUGAUAAAUGAAUCUGAAGCAUCAUUUGUUUGGUUGUUUAAGACAUGGCUUAUGGCAAUGUCGGGCCGCCAUCCAGUGUCGAUUACCACUGAUCAUGAUGCUGUGAUACAGUCAGCCAUCAUGCAGGUUUUCCCACAGACCCGCCACCGUUUCUGCAAGUGGCACAUCUUCAAAAAAUGCCAGGAGAAGUUAUCCCAUGUUUUUCUUAAACAUCCAACUUUUGAAGCAGACUUUCACAAGUGUGUUAAUUUGACUGAGUCGAUAGAUGAAUUUGAGUCUUGCUGGUUGUCUCUUGUUGACAGAUAUGAUCUCAGGGAUCAUGAAUGGCUUCAAACAGUAUACUCUGCUCGCAGGCAAUGGGUCCCUGUCUAUCUGCGUGACACAUUUUUUGCAGAAAUGUCCAUAACUCAGAGAAGUGACAGCAUGAACUCAUAUUUUGAUGGAUAUGUGAAUGCUUCAACAAAUCUGAGCCAGUUCUUUAAGCUCUACGAGAAAGCUCUUGAGAGUCGCAACGAGAAGGAAGUGAAAGCAGAUUUUGAAACUAUGAACACUGCCCCAGUUUUGAAGACCCCAUCUCCAAUGGAAAAGCAAGCAUCUGAGCUUUAUACAAAAAAAAUAUUUAUGAGGUUCCAAGAGGAGCUAGUUGGGACACUAACUUUCACGGCAUCUAAAGGUGAUGAUGAUGGGGAGAUCAUCACAUAUCAAGUAGCAAAGUUUGGGGAGGACCAUAAAGCAUAUUAUGUUAAGCUUAAUGUUUUGGAGAUGAUGGCAACUUGCAGUUGCCAGAUGUUUGAGUUCUCGGGUCUUCUUUGCAGACAUGUAUUGGCAGUCUUUAGAGUGACCAAUGUGCUAACUCUCCCAUCCCAUUACAUAUUGAAACGAUGGACAAGAAAUGCCAAGAGCAGUGUCAUGUUAGAAGAACGUUCUAGUGAUGUAUAUACCAAUUAUCUAGAAUCUCAUACUGUUCGAUACAAUACCUUACGUCAUGAGGCCUUUAAAUUUGUAGAUGGAGCAAAGUCUUCAGAAACCUAUGACAUUGCACUGGAUGCUCUGAAAGAGGCUGCCAAAAAAGUAGCUCAUGCACCAAAGAAUGACGGGAAAACUAUGGUCAACGGGCAUGUCAGGGGCAACUUGGCUGGUGGAGCAAGUCGGAUACAUUAUGCUAGUGGGGAUCAUGAGGGGAAUUCGGGCCAACACUUGUCUGAGGAUGAUAUGGACAAAAAAAUUCGAGAACUUACGAAUGAGCUGCAGUGUGCAAAUCGAAAGUGUGAAGUUUAUCGGGCUAACCUGCUUUCGGUUUUGAAAGAUAUAGAGGAUCAUAAGUUACAGUUGUCAAUUAAAGUGCAAAACAUUAAGAUUGGCAUGAAAGAUGGCCUAUAAAGGUGCAAUACAGUCACACAUGUAUUUAUCUUUUAUUUUAGUUGCUUUUUAGUCAGUGUACUUUCACAAUGCUCUCUGGAAAGGUAUUUCUUCACUUAUGGGUGGUGUAGAAAUUUGAAAUAUGUGCGAGUUGGGUUGUGUUUCCAGUGUUUUCAAUUUUCGUAGAUGUAUAUUCAUGGUUGCUGGAUCCAAACUCUAUGCAGAUAGUUGGCCUUGUGUCUGAUAUAAUGAAAGGUAUUAUCUUAGUUUCCAUAUAAUAAGAUGAAUUGGAAUGAAAAGUAAACUCUCACUGAUGCGGGAAAUUUGCAGGGUCCAUGUUUUGGACCAUGGAUGGAUCUUGGUUGCGGAUUUGACUCGCCAGAGGCUUGAUAUCUCACGUGUAAAUUAUUUCUAGCCGAUUUGUCAUACUUCCUCCUUUUCUUUUCAUUAUUGGUUAUAUUAUUUUGAACCGCUUUAUGUUGUUUCUAACAUUGUAUGGGUCUCCUAGUGUGCAACGGUAACCUUGCAGGAGGAGAAACAUCAUUGUAUGAGUAGUUGAAAAUGAAGGCCAAUAUGAGAGCUGACUGCAAGGUUAAUCGGGGUAUGGAUGUGUUUGGCAAUUGAAAUUCUUUGGUAGUUAUUUUCUAAUCGUGUGUGUGAGGUAUAAUUUACUGGUUUUGUGUUCCCCUCGUGUGUAUCUUUCUGUUGAUCAAAGCUUUUCUGGAGCUCCCUGCUUACUUCCUAUUCUACGGAUUGUUAGCUACCACAUUUUUCUAGCACUGAGAGUAAUACACUGUGAAGUGUGACACCAAACACAGCCCAAACCGAGGUAAGACAUCCGAGUUCGGGAAAGGCUCUGUGUAUAGCUGAAAUGUUAUGUUCUUGUGAGCCUUUGUUGGAGUCAGUUUGUAAAUGUAACAUUGUUAUGCA
Messenger RNA from Prunus dulcis (almond), 3705 nucleotides. Its product is annotated as protein FAR1-RELATED SEQUENCE 5. NCBI's taxonomy places the organism in Eukaryota, Viridiplantae, Streptophyta, Magnoliopsida, Rosales, Rosaceae. The transcript is spliced from 3 exons. Gene Ontology annotation, molecular function: zinc ion binding. Gene Ontology annotation, biological process: regulation of DNA-templated transcription. The coding region runs from base 409 to 2796 and encodes 795 amino acids. The record is from RefSeq and is a predicted model, not a curated record.